CUCCGUUAUCAGUUACCUACUGAUAGUACUUGUGUACUUAGUUAUCAUACGCGUUUGUACUCCGUCGGAAAUGGACGAGGUUUUCGGUAAAAAGUACGUUUUAACCGAUUCGGAGAACUUUGAAGAUUAUUUGAUUUUUAUUGGUGUAAACUAUUUCGCUCGUAAAAUAGCGCUGAAACUAAGCCAGACUCACAUCCUUACCAAGAACGAGGAUGGCACAUACACCUUCCAGUUCAUAUCUCCUAUGGCCAGUACAACUGUCACCUUCACUUCAGGAGUCGAGUUCGAAGAGGUUAAAGCUGAUGGGGUUAAGGUAAAAGCGACAAUGACAAUAGAAGAUAACAUAAUGACGCACAUACAGAUAGAUGAAAACGGAAAGAUUUCUACGCACGUCAGAGAAUUUUGGCCUGACAAGAUGACUGUGACGACAACAGCUAAGGGACUGGAUAAAGUAGUAAAAAGAUAUUACGUCGUACAGCAAUGAUCUGGGUGACAAAGAAGAUUCUUCCAAUUCUAGUCAAAGAUUUUUAAGAAUAUUGCGUGAGUUUUUUGUCAAAUUUAAAAUAUAGUUUGAUGUAAUAGGAAUGUUGAUUGCUGAGGGUGCGUUUAGACCAAACAAUCAAAGAGUAGGUAGAGUACCUAUAUUUCAUAUCAUUUUAGCAUUGCUAAACUUUAAGUGUAAGAUUUUUAUCUUUCGUCUAAAAAUAAAUUGAAAGUUAUAAAAAGUAAUAGGUUUUACCUAUUACUUUUUAUAACUGAGCGAUUUGCUCAUUUGGCCUAAACAUACCCUUAGGUACCUAGAUAUACACAAAAAACAACCCAGAGUUUUUACAUGUUUGAGAAAAUAAAGUUUGCGAGCUUACAGAAAGUUAAUUUUAUGUUAAACAUGUUAUUUAUAAGUUUCUUUAAAUAAGCAAACAUGUUACUACAUUUACUACUUUUAUUGUAAGGAGAUAAACCUAUUGUUUAGAUUUUAGAUUAAGGAUCGUUAAAACUAUUAAGAUCGAAGAAUACUGCUGUUAGCAUGUCAGACACCUCAUGAAGUUGUACCUAAAUAUUUUAAUUUAAUACAUGUAAGAAGUAUA
Helicoverpa zea (corn earworm) is the source of this 1085-nucleotide messenger RNA. RefSeq names its product probable fatty acid-binding protein. Bases 71 to 484 code for a protein of 137 amino acids. Gene Ontology annotation, biological process: fatty acid transport. Gene Ontology annotation, cellular component: nucleus; cytosol. The transcript has 4 exons. The record is from RefSeq and is a predicted model, not a curated record. Lineage: Eukaryota; Metazoa; Arthropoda; Insecta; Lepidoptera; Noctuidae. Gene Ontology annotation, molecular function: fatty acid binding.